Messenger RNA from Spathaspora passalidarum NRRL Y-27907, 1917 nucleotides. It is a transcript of the gene PRK1, whose product is annotated as serine/threonine protein kinase. Gene Ontology annotation, cellular component: cytoplasm. Gene Ontology annotation, biological process: peptidyl-threonine phosphorylation; actin cortical patch assembly; protein autophosphorylation. Gene Ontology annotation, molecular function: ATP binding; protein serine/threonine kinase activity. Bases 1 to 1917 code for a protein of 638 amino acids. Lineage: Eukaryota; Fungi; Ascomycota; Pichiomycetes; Serinales; Debaryomycetaceae. The record is from RefSeq and is a predicted model, not a curated record. The transcript has a single exon.
AUGCCUACCCCACCACCAAAUGCCCUUACCCCAGGGACUAACCUUGAAGUAGGGAUCCACCAAAUCUCCAUAAUCAAAUACAUCUCUGAAGGUGGGUUUGCUCAUGUGUAUACCUGUACCGUUGAUCCACCGUUCCACGGGUCUUCCAUUGCAUGUUUGAAACGAGUAGUUGUUCCUAGCAAAUGGCAAUUGUCACUUUUGAGACAAGAAGUAGAUGCUAUGAGACGGUUACGUGGUAACAAGCACAUAGUUUCAUAUAUCGAUUCGCAUGCUGCCAGGUUACCCAAACUGGACAAUGACUCUACCCAGAAGUACGAAGUGUUCUUGCUUAUGGAGUACUGUGAACGUAAGGGAUUGAUCGAUUUUAUGAAUACCAGAUUGGUUAACAAGUUGACCGAGCCAGAAAUUGUCGAUAUCAUGUAUCAAGUAACUAUCGGGGUUGCCAUGUGUCAUAACCUUCGUCCUCCGUUGAUCCAUCGAGAUAUCAAGAUUGAAAACGUCUUGAUUGACGGCAAGGGAACAUUCAAACUAUGUGAUUUUGGAAGUUCUGUACCUUACCAGCCACCACCUAAAUCCCCACAAGAAUUGCAACUUCUAAGAGAUGAAUUACAACAACAUACAACCCCGCAAUAUCGUGCUCCGGAAAUGAUUGACUUGACUAAGGGGUUCCCCAUCGACGAUAAGCUGGAUAUAUGGGCUUUGGGGAUCUUUUUGUACAAAUUAUGUUACUAUACAACUCCAUUUGAACACCCAAGCCAGACAAGUUUAUCGGAAUUGGAAGAUACGAUUCUAAACUGUGGAGAAACUUUGAGAUUCCGUGAUGCCCCAGGACUGAUGUUUUCUCAUAGAAUGAAGAACGUCAUUAAAGUGUGUCUCCGUGGUGAUCCAAGACGAAGACCAAAUGCCAUCCAGUUACUAGGUGAGAUCUGUGCCAUGAAGGGCGUUCCCAUCCCAGAUGUUAUCCCAUACAGUGUCCGGGAACAAAUCAAAGCUGAAUCUGCUGCAAAUGUUAAGCAACCACCUCGUGGUCCUAUAAAACCCGUUCUUGCGCCUACCAACUCAAGCAAACUGGAAAUUGCAGCCAAGAAAAUUGAGGCACCCAAUGGCAACCAACCUACUGAUCCAUUUAUGCUUGAUAAAUCAGUCAUGCUUGACAAACUCACUCGUCAAAAGAUCACUUCUAAUCCACCACGACCACCAGCACGUCCCCUUUCCGCAUUCUAUUCGGAAGAAAGUACCUCGAGAGUGUACACACAUGGAAACAAGUCUUCACCGUCUGUCCACGAUCAUGUCAAGGCAGAACUUCCCAAACAGCAUACAUUUGAAUUUGAAAAUGAUACCAAUGGAACACUUGAGUUUUUGAAAUCAAGAGAAAGAAAAGCAGAUACACCCUUUGAUAAUGUACGAAGAGCAGGUGAGAAUGUCUUGGGAACUUUUGGUACUCUUGGAAGUGAAGCUAUAGAAAUAGUCAAAAGUACACUCACUGGUGAACAUACUGGAGGCAAACAAAAGGAAUCAAGAAAAUCUUUGGAAUCAGUCCAAACUCAAGAACCACUCCAGAAAAUAUCCAUCCAAAAACGAAUACAAAUGUUAUUUAGUGACUCACAAAAGACCACGAAACUGGCUGGUGGAUAUGACAGAUUCACAGGCGGUAAUGUCGGCGAGGACAUUGAUGCAAUCAAUGUAAGUUCUGAUUCUGUCAAGAUUGCACAAUCAUCGUCCAAGAAAUCGCUUACACCUCCUGAAAUACCGUUAGCGUUAAGUUCACAUCGUCUUAACAAAACGAAAAAGAAGAAACCACCCAAGCCUAGGAAGCCGGCUUAUUUACAAGGGAGUAAAGAAGAUAGUGACGAGUAUGACGAAGACAUUGAAGUUUUAGAACAGCAAUUUGCCAAAAGGUUUCCUAGCUAUGUUUAA